Culex quinquefasciatus (southern house mosquito) is the source of this 518-nucleotide messenger RNA. RefSeq lists its product as uncharacterized. The transcript has 2 exons. NCBI's taxonomy places the organism in Eukaryota, Metazoa, Arthropoda, Insecta, Diptera, Culicidae. The record is from RefSeq and is a predicted model, not a curated record. The coding region runs from base 199 to 441 and encodes 80 amino acids.
AGCAUAAAGUUUAAAAAGUUCUAUGCAAUGAGAUUCGGACGGUCCAAGCUGCCGGAACUAAUCAUCGUGACAGUGUUCGGCGUCGGUGGCGGUUUCUACAUCUUCCAGCCCGCGUUCAAGCAGUACCAGGUCGAGCACAGCGGCGAAACGGCGUCGGCCAAGCCCAGUUCCGAUUCCAAGUAAACCUUAGAAGCUAACAUGUCCACCCUGGUCAACAUGUACCGGGCGAUGCGGGGUUCGCCGGCGGCCCUGCUCGGCGGAGCGAUGCUCAUCACCGGAACCGUUGUCGUGGGCUACAAGCGGCUGUACGAACCGUACGCGGCCCGGAAGCGGCGCGAAGAGUCCGAGUUCAUCGCCGAGUACAUCUUCCGGGCGGAACAGCACGCCAAGGGGCAUGAGGUGCCGGAUGGGUUUGGCGAACGGCACCAGGCGGACGGAUGAUACCGGCAGUUUUACUUUGAUAAUUUGGAGUAGUUUUGGGUUUGUGGGGGGUGAAGUUGUGUGAAUAAAGAGAGUUA